UCUAACAAUAAUACAUAUAUAAACAUAAAAUACGUUACUAAUCCAAAUAUAUCCCAUGUGAGAUAAAGAGAAUCACAAAGAAAAUACUAUAUAUUUGUUACUAUAACAAAUAUAUUCCAUUAUACACCUAAAUAAAUCGAUCCGUCGGUGAUCAUUUUACAUGUACCCACAUGCUAGCAACUCACUAAUAUAAUUUCAUCAAACUAUACUAUAGUAUUAUCUUUUUUGGUACCAUCCAAAUAUUCCAAUUCGUCCUCAUCUCCAACUAUAUCUCUCCAACCAAAACAAUUUAUUCCCCUAUGUCUCAAGUUUUGAUUUCGAGUUGGUAAGCUCCUUUCACUUCAGCAUGUUAGAUCAAAGAAGAAGUUUCUCAUUCAGUUCAUCUGAUUGCAAUUCUUCGAAUAAUAGUGCUAGUCUCUUUUCAUCAUCUACUGAUGAUUUUUUCGCGAGUAAUUUCAUUAUGUAUGAUACGGAGGAUGAUGAUGGUGAUAAUGAUGAUGGAGCGUACAUAGAAAUAAACCUUGAUCCACCGCGAAAAAUGGUGCUCGAGGAUAAGGAAUUUAAGAAUUCUAAUUCUUCAGAGAUGGAGUUGAGGAUAUCUUUUUCAUCAACCGGAAUUCCCCCAACAACGACGACGACAACAACAACAACAUGUGGUACCACACAACAUGCAUACGGAACAACAACAACAACAACAACAACAACGACUAAGCCAAGGAGGGGACGCCUUUUCGUAUCGUUGGCUCGCAUUGUAAAUGAGUUUAUAGCUGCAUCUUCCGUCAAGACAUCAAGUUCAGUUAGAGCAAUAGAAGCUAAUAAUAAUGUUGCCCAUGAAAAUGGACCUGCUCAUGUCCUGCCACUCUCUAAAUCUGACGGCGCGGAGAUCAUACGGACCAGAAAUGAUUGCACUAUAGUUCCUUCAAAGAACAAUGGCAUCAUGAACUUUAUAGUAAAAUUGAAGUACAAAAAUAUUCCAUCAAUGUUAAUUUCAAUGGUAACACCCAAACCUAAAAACGGACAAAUACGCGCCAGACAACCCUUGCUACAACGAGGGCGCAGUAGCACCAGCAGAGGCAAGGAUCCAAUGAACAACAACAAUAAUUAUCUGAUGAAACAAAAAACUCGCAAUCAUUCAGAUCUUAAUCAUCAAGAUAUCAACCACAACAAAUCAACAUCGGGGAUAAUAAACUUUAAGGCAAUGAGAGGAGUAUUAGACGCUCUUAUUGUCAAAACUAGUCGUUAUUGCACGAGUGCAACAACAACAGGGGGAUUAUUAUCUGGCAAUAAGCAGAAUAGCAGUAAAAGUUGUCCGAGUUCUAUUAAAUCGUCACCAUUGCAUAGCAAUGUCUGUGAUGAUGACGUUAGAAAAUUUUACUCGAGGGAUAAUUCUGUUCAAGCAGCCAUUGCUCAUUGUAAGAAAUCAUUUGGAACACAAGCUGAAUUUGAUUUUCAUAUUUGACAGUGUUCUCUUAAUUGAGAUGAUUUUUGUAUAUAUAUAAUAAAAGGUUGAGUAAAGGUCCAUAGUGGCCAAUGGA
Molecule: messenger RNA, 1535 nt
Organism: Solanum pennellii
Lineage: Eukaryota; Viridiplantae; Streptophyta; Magnoliopsida; Solanales; Solanaceae
Product: anaphase-promoting complex subunit cdh1-like
Exons: 2
Coding region: 347-1459 (370 amino acids)
Source: RefSeq, a predicted model, not a curated record